Molecule: messenger RNA, 6176 nt
Organism: Gorilla gorilla gorilla (western lowland gorilla)
Lineage: Eukaryota; Metazoa; Chordata; Mammalia; Primates; Hominidae
Gene: LRIT3
Product: leucine rich repeat, Ig-like and transmembrane domains 3
Exons: 4
Coding region: 2620-4524 (634 amino acids)
Molecular function (GO): protein binding
Source: RefSeq, a predicted model, not a curated record
UCCAGAGGAAAGGGAUUUAAUAGGCAUUUUCUUGCAAAUCUAGUUAUGGGUAACUACUGAAAUUGCUUGUCAUGUGUUUGAUUUUCAUUUUCCUUAGAAUGUGUUACUUUGCUGAAGCUGUAUUCAAAGGCUGGAUCAAUUGAUCUCCUGCAAGAUACACUUGAAGGUUAAGUAACUACAGAUCUCAGCUAAUCCCGUGUAAUCUGCUGUUACUAAAUGGCUGUUUGUAUUCCAGGCAUACCAGUUUCUGAAUGCUUAGGAUUCGGUUUUUACCUUUUGUUUAAAUAACCUCUAAAAGGAGCAAUGCAUCUCUUUGCAUGUCUGUGCAUUGUCCUUAGCUUUUUGGAAGGAGUAGGCUGUUUGUGUCCUUCACAGUGCACCUGUGAUUAUCACGGCAGAAAUGACGGCUCAGGAUCAAGGUACGCUCCUCUGCUUGUUACUAAGUGUUCUCAUUAUUUUGACAAAAAGGACCCAAACAAGAAAGCCUACUUUUGAAAGCAAAUGUUUGGGGAUCAGAAAUUGCAGAAGAGAAUGUUUAGUGUCCAUAAGCUUUAACUUAAUUGUGUUAAUACUGGUCACCUACUCCUUCACUGUUUUCGUUUUGAGCAGUUUAACUCUCAAAGGCCUCUCAAGGUAUUGGAAAUUUCUAAACACAUUCUGUGUUCCAAAAUUUUUAUUAUGCUCAUGUUCACAAAUUGUUGCUUGAGAUCAAACGAUUUAAAGGUGCAUGGCCAGCUCAGCCCUUGAUUAUAGAAAGGCUAAGAGGGCAGGCUGAACAGGAGCUGCGUGACAUGCUCAGAUCCUUUGCUUUCACGGCUCUCCACUUCCUUUGAGAAUUAUUCAUGCCAAUUGAAUGGCAGAAAGAAAGAUCUCAAGAGUGAAGUUAGAGAGGUUAAUAGUUAGAAUUUUUCACUUUAAGCUGAUGGAAUUUACAAAAUAAAGAAGAUUGAAAAAGAUACUGUCUGUUUCAGACACUGUAGGAUCUCACAGAAGUUAUUCAAUCUCUAGGUUGCUUUAGCAUCUACUUGUGUAGUGAGAAGAGUUAUUUACUUAUAAUGUGCGUGAGGCCUUUUAGAUAUGUUAAAUGCAAAACAGAACUCUUGCUAGCUAAACACAGUAGAACUUGAAUUUUUUUUUGAGAGGUUAUUUAAUAACAAAAUCAGGUUAUUUGUGACUUGGUUGAAGUAAACGGCGUCUCAGAUAAAAUAAUUUGUUAAAAGAGUUGCCCAAUUUAUGUCUUAUAACUUUAAACAAAUAAAUAAUAAUAAAUAAGACAUAUUUGUGAAAAGCUUAUCUUGUUAUUGUAUUAACUUUAGUUAACCAAUUCUUGGUAUUUUUUGAGAUAUUCACUGGGUGGUUAUAGACAAUGAAGAGAAUGUAGCAAGGUAAAAGCCUACUUGUCCAGGGACGUGUAGCAGUGAAGGAUCAGGCCAGGGUACUUUUGAGAAACUAUCACAGAAAUGUUUCCUUCUUUGUGGUGACCCCAUUAUUGAUGGAUUUUAUAAAAAUUAUAGAAUAUUAGGCCUGGCAAGAAAUAAUCUAGUUCAACCCUUUGUCAGUUUAUAAGUGAAGAAACUAAACUGUAUGGAGACCAAAUGACUUGUCCUAGAUCAUAUAAUUGUGUUGAUGUAGUAACUAAGUUCAUAAAGAUGCUAGAUCUUUUCGCGUACAAACUAGGCUUUCUUCUAUGAUAGCAUGCUGAGAUACUUAUUUUAUUUAUUUAUUUAUUUUGAGACAGAGUCUCGCUUUGUCAGCCAGGCUGGAGUGCAGUGGCACAAUCUCGGCUCACUGCAACCUCCAUCUCCCGGGCUCAAGCAAUUCUCCUGCCUCAGCCUCCCAAGGAGCUGGGAUUACCGGCGUGUGCCACCAUGCCCGGCUAGUUUUUGUAUUUUUAGUAGAGACGGGGUUUCACCAUGUUGGCCAGGCUGGUCUCGAACUCCUGACCUCAGGUAAUCCACGCACCUCGGCCUCCCAAAGUGCUGGGAUUACAGGCGUGAGCCACUGCACCCAGCCAAUACUUUCUUAAUGAGUAGAAACUGCUACCAUUCUGGUAUAAAGUAGUACUGAAAUCUGUGAUACAAAAUAGAGAUGAAAAGUAAGAGAUAUCCCUACAGAAUUUCAAAGAUUCCAUGAGGUCUUCUCCUGAAGUUAUAGAAAGGACAUAACACUACCACUACAUUGCAGUUUUAUGCUGCUUCCAUGUGUAUACAUUAUGAGCUGGUUUUUCAAAUCCACUGAUUUAAUGUCAUAUGUUUCACUAAAGGGUUAUUUUAUUGUAAUUAUUUACUAAAUUUAUAGUGUGCUAUAAUUUAGAUGAUACUUUGCAAAACUUCUUAUUGUUCAUUUUUCAUAAUUCAGAUGAGUAUCUCAUAGGAGAUAAGUCUUUUUCCAGGCUAAAAUGAAUCUAAAUUCUCAGAUUCCUCAUACUUUAAAUUUACACAUGGGACAGUGUUGUUUUUCUUUCUUUCUUUCUUUCUUUUCUAUUUUGAGAUGGAGUCUCGCUCUGUCACCCAGGCUGGAGUGCAGUGGCGUGAUCUUGGCUGACUGCAACCUCUGCCUCCCAGGUUCAAGCGAUUCUCCCACCUCCGCCUCCUGAGUAGGUUGGUGCUAUGUAAUGACAUGGAUAUGAACGAGCUGCCUACAAACCUCCCCGUGGACACUGUGAAGCUUCGCAUAGAGAAGACUGUCAUCCGCAGAAUCUCUGCGGAGGCCUUCUAUUACCUAGUGGAGCUCCAGUAUCUCUGGGUGACUUACAAUUCCGUGGCCAGCAUUGACCCCAGCAGCUUUUACAACCUGAAGCAACUGCAUGAGUUGCGCUUGGAUGGGAAUUCUCUGGCUGCUUUCCCUUGGGCAUCUCUGCUGGACAUGCCCCUUCUGAGGACCCUGGACUUGCACAAUAACAAAAUAACCAGUGUGCCAAAUGAGGCGCUCAGGUAUCUGAAGAACCUUGCCUACUUGGAUUUAUCAAGCAACAGACUCACCACAUUGCCACCAGAUUUCCCGGAGAGCUGGUCUCAUUUAGUUACAACACCUUCUGGAGUCCUGGACCUUUCCCCAAGCAGGAUUAUUCUUGGUCUACAGGACAAUCCUUGGUUCUGUGACUGUCAUAUUUCCAAAAUGAUUGAGUUGUCAAAGGUCGUUGACCCUGCUAUAGUGCUUCUGGAUCCACUGAUGACUUGCAGUGAACCUGAGCGCCUCACAGGAAUUUUGUUUCAGCGGGCUGAAUUGGAGCAUUGUCUGAAACCAUCAGUGAUGACCUCAGCCACCAAAAUCAUGUCUGCUCUGGGCAGUAAUGUUCUACUGCGGUGUGAUGCCACUGGCUUCCCCACCCCACAGCUCACAUGGACCAGAUCUGACAGCUCGCCAGUUAAUUAUACAGUAAUACAAGAAUCUCCAGAGGAAGGAGUCAGAUGGUCCAUAAUGAGCUUGACAGGCAUUUCUUCCAAAGACGCUGGGGAUUACAAAUGUAAGGCCAAAAAUCUGGCUGGGAUGUCAGAAGCUGUGGUUACUGUGACAGUGCUUGGCAUUACCACAACUCCAAUACCACCAGACACUUCUGAAAGAACUGAAGAUCAUCCUGAGUGGGAUGUCCAGCUGGGAUCUGGAAGAUCUACAUCUGUAUCUAGCGCAUCAUCAUAUCUUUGGUCCUCUUCCUUCUCCCCCACAUCUUCUUUUUCUGCUUCUACUUUGUCUCCUCCCUCUACUGCUUCCUUCUCUUUAUCUCCUUUCUCCUCCUCCACUGUUUCUUCAACCACAACUCUGAGCACAAGCAUCUCAGCAAGUACCACCAUGGCCAACAAGCGAUCAUUCCAGCUCCACCCAGGUGGGAAAAGAAAUUUAAAGGUGGCAAAGAAUGGAAGUAAGCUUCCUCCAGCCAGCACAAGUAAGAAAGAAGAGCUGGCAUUGUUGGAUCAAACAAUGCUUACGGAGACAAAUGCCACAAUAGAAAACCUCAGGGUGGUCAGUGAGACUAAAGAGAGUGUGACAUUGAUGUGGAAUAUGAUCAACACCACACAUAACUCUGCAGUGACUGUGUUGUAUUCCAAGUAUGGUGGGAAGGACCUGCUGCUGUUGAAUGCAGACUCCAGCAAGAAUCAAGUAACCAUAGAUGGCUUGGAACCCGGUGGGCAAUACAUGGCCUGUGUCUGUCCAAAAGGAGUGCCUCCCCAGAAAGACCAAUGCAUCACAUUUUCUACCGAAAGAGUUGAAGGAGAUGAUUCUCAAUGGUCUCUCCUUCUCGUGGUGACCAGCACUGCCUGUGUUGUUAUCUUACCAUUGAUUUGUUUCUUGUUGUACAAAGUUUGCAAACUGCAAUGUAAAUCAGAACCUUUUUGGGAAGAUGAUUUGGCAAAGGAGACUUAUAUCCAAUUUGAGACCCUGUUUCCCAGGUCUCAAAGUGUAGGUGAGCUCUGGACACGAAGGCACAGGGAUGACUCAGAGAAAUUGCUGCUUUGUUCUAGGUCAAGUGUGGAAUCUCAGGUGACUUUUAAAAGUGAAGGUUCCAGACCAGAGUAUUAUUGCUAAGGUUCUGCAGCUCAGGUGCAUGUGAGCUACAAAACUAGCAUCUAAGGGUAUAAUUGACCCUAGGUUUGGGUGACUUUUGGACAGACUUUCACAUUGUACAUGAAAAUCACAAAUGGAAUGCUUUUAAGUAUGUUUAAAAAAUACCAUGAGACCUCUGAACUGAAAAGACAAAUAAUGUUGAUUUUUUUUUCUUGUGUGGAAAAGGUCUAAGAAAUAAUUUUUAGAGUGGUGCUUAAUAAAUUAUUAAUACUUUUUAGGGUAAUGUUUUACUUCUUAAAAAUAAGUUCAUGUGGAAGUAGCAAGUGAACUCUGUUUUUAAAAAUAUAGUUUUUUGAGUCAUGAGGAAACAUUAGCAAAACCAGCUAAGCCUUGAUGUUUAUUCAUGUUCGAAGUGCAUUAUGGCAUUUGCUGUGGUUGUUUUCUGACAUUGCCUAAUGGAGAGCGUGGGAUGAUAAAGGAUUUUGUGUUCACUAAGGUUAAAUCUAACUCACGGGAGAGAGAGGGCUCUGUCUCUUGGUACCAUUAUGCAUUAUGAUACUAUAGAGUUGUGUUCAUAUUGCUUGUAAGAAAAAUUUUUGCUUUUCUUUAGAAAUAUAGGUAUUAGCAAAAGUAAGUAUACAAAGAGGAUUAUGACAAAUAGACCAUUUCUUUAAAAAUGGUAACUGUUGCAUUUAAACACAUCUGCUGACAGAUUAUAUGGAUAUUUAAAAAUAACUUUAAAUCAAUCUUUUAAUAUUUUGCUGUUUGCUCUUAUUUUCUCCCUUCUUUCUUCCUUCCUUGUCUUCCCUCCCUUUCCUUCCUUCAUUCUUUCUUCCUUCUGCUCUGUCAGAAGAUAUACAAGUAGCCAAAGGAUCACGAGCCAAGCUGUUUGUCUUUUGCCAUAUUGUCUUUUGAUUCUCUUGAUAAAGAGAAAGCUUUUGAAAUUACUUACUGCCCUUUGAAAGUCUGUUUUACAACCCCAAAGGAUAUUUUAGGACUUUAAAAGGGAAGCUUCAGUGGAUUCAUUUGGUUAGAUUCUUUUCCUAGGUUAAAAACAUCGGGGAACUUAAAUUCAUAGGAAAGGAGUUCACAAAUAAAAUUUAGUUUUUUUAGAAAGAGAAUAUUUUAAUAACUGUAGUAUACUACAAGAAACAUCUCAUGGCUUUAAGAUUAAUGAUAGCGAUAAGGCCCACUCAAGCAUCUCACAGUGGUGAUAUUACAUGUCACUUAGCAGGAUGCAACCUGGCCUAGGGAUUUCCAGAAGACAAGGCCACCUCAGCACAGAUGCAACUUUCAUAAAUUUUAUAACAAAGCCUAACCUUACUAGAUUAAACUUGCUCUAUGAAAGAAACACUUGGUAAUUGACCCAGACUGAAUACAUGUAUAAGAAAUGGGAAAGAUCUCCCAAACUCUGAGAACGGUCCUCAAAUAGAAGCUCUCCUAGUCAGUUGGUCAUCUGACCUCUGACUAUAUCCGGCCCAUGACACCAGCCAGCUCCUGCUUUCUGUCUUGUAAGAGCACUGCUGGAAUAAACUACUUGAGCAUUAGAUGGUGUCUAAGACUCAUCUUUGAUGACAGGGAUAAAUCACCCUUGUGAAGCUGGCUAGCUGGGACCACCCAAAAUCUCAGAACACAACUAGCAGUGAGGAUGAAAUUUGAGUAAGCCAAUGAGU